Messenger RNA from Numida meleagris (helmeted guineafowl), 5659 nucleotides. It is a transcript of the gene LPGAT1, whose product is annotated as lysophosphatidylglycerol acyltransferase 1. Bases 285 to 1205 code for a protein of 306 amino acids. Gene Ontology annotation, cellular component: endomembrane system. Gene Ontology annotation, molecular function: acyltransferase activity. NCBI's taxonomy places the organism in Eukaryota, Metazoa, Chordata, Aves, Galliformes, Numididae. The record is from RefSeq and is a predicted model, not a curated record. The transcript is spliced from 7 exons.
GGUAGGACUCACCUGCAAAUCCACGGUAUUUUUUGCAGCUGUGAGCGGAUGUAAGAGGAUUAUUUGUUUUGUAAUAGUAGCAGAUGCCAGACAACUGAACUUAUUUUUUUUUUAAUUAGGAACAGUAAACUUUCUUUUGCUGCUUUGAGUACAUCAACUAGAGCAAUGUGAGUGAGAAUGCUGCUUCUUCUCAUUGCUUCUUUUGGGGCAGCCUGAGAGUACCCUGAAAGGAGUCACCUCUGAUUUUAUGAUGAUGGACUUCUGUUUACCUGAAACAUGGUUAUAUGCUUUCUUCUCAAGUGUCCCUGAGCUGCCACAGGAUAAUCCAGGUAGCGGAAUGGGGUGAUGAUGUUAAAGCGGUAUCAGAAGAUGAAGCCGUGGUGCUGGUGAACCAUCAAGCAACGGGUGAUGUCUGCACUCUGAUGAUGUGCCUUCAGGAUAAAGGCACGGUUGUCCGUCAGAUGAUGUGGCUGAUGGAUCAUAUUUUUAAGUAUACAAACUUUGGCAUUGUCUCACUAAUCCAUGGAGACUUCUUUAUAAGACAGGGAAAAGCACACCGUGACCAGCAGCUUGUGUUACUCAAGGAGCACCUAGAAAAAUAUUACAGGAGCCGCAAUCGGAAAUGGAUUGUUUUAUUUCCAGAGGGUGGCUUUCUUAGGAAAAGGAGGGAAACAAGCCAGGCAUUUGCCAAGAAAAACAAUUUGCCAUUUCUUCAGCAUGUCACCCUGCCAAGACUUGGGGCAACACAAGUGAUUCUGAAAACACUUGUAGCUCCACAAGAAAAUGGAACUCCUGCAGGUGGAGAUGCUGUGAUAAAAGAGAGCAAAUCAAAAGGUCUCCAGUGGGUGAUAGAUGCAACCAUAGCAUAUCCCAGAGGUGAACCUAUAGACAUCCAAACCUGGAUUCUUGGCUACCGACAACCAACAGUUACACAUGUACACUACAGGAUUUUUCCAAUUAAAGAUGUACCUGCAGAGCCUGAAGCUCUCUCGCAAUGGCUGUAUCAACGAUUCAUUGAAAAGGAGGAUCUCUUGACCCAUUUCUAUGAAACAGGAGCUUUCCCUCCACUGCAGGGUCAGAUGAAAGCUGUUUCUCGGGAGAUGACCCUCAGCAAUCUGUGGCUAGUCGGCAUACAAUCAUUUGCAUUUUUGUCAGGCGGUAUGUGGUACUGCAUCUUACAGUAUUUUUAUCAUUGCCUAUUUUAAAAGUGGAAUGGGACCUGAGGACACAGUGGGAAUCGAGGCUCUUGCAAAUGAGUACCGUGUUGUAUGUGCAAAUGUGAGUAUACAAGAGUAAAGGAGAAUACUGGACGGACUCUUACCUCUCCUUGGGGAAAUUUUAAUCUCCACUGAAAGUGAAGAUCGGUAACAUAGUGAUCUGAUGAUGUAUUAUUUUAAGAAUUGUCUGUAUUUUUAAAAAGUGUAUACUCUCACCCACACUUAAGCAAAUUCAGCGUUUGGACAAAAGGUGCAAUCGUACAACCACCGUAGAAGAAUGUCUGCAACAAGAAAACUGUCACCAUAAGUAUUUCUCGGCGUUGUAGUUAGAGCUCAGAAAACUCAGCAACUUGUCUCUUCAGUAGUCUGUGCAGCGUUGGUGUGGUAGAGAUUCCUCAUUUGCACAAACGUGCUUUAUUGCAGCUCAUUGUGCUGGAGCCAGAGAUAUCUGUGGAGCUGAUGGUGGCAUCUUUGCCACUGCCCAGCCAGCAGUUGUUGUCUCAAACACAUUGAUCUCAAACCAAGACCCCAACAGGGUCCUGUUCAGGCGUGUUUUGUGAGGAAUCAGUCCUUAAAAAAGCAUUGCAGCAUCAUAUUGUGAUUAGAAGUUAGCCACAUCUGAUGAAUCAGCCCAUCCCUGCUGUGGUCUUACCAUCAGCUAACCGAAUUCUGUGUGCUACCCGUAGCUCAUAUUAUGAGGAAACUUGGAAAAUAUUAGUCACUCGAUCUGUUUCUCCCUUUGUUCAGAAUACAUCUAGUUGAUCGUUGUCACUUUUCUAAAUGCACUUUUAAAGGUGAAAAUACAGUGAAGGAAAGACACAGGUAGUAGAGGAAAGCUUUAUCUGCCAUGCAUUGACCAAUUGCCAGAGCAAUUCCAGCUGUUCCUGAAGGCCUGCUGGUGCUGCUGGUGAUUUUUAGCCACCUUUGUACUUUGUAUACUGCAGUCCAACCAAGGUGACCUUUGAGUGGUUUAUAGAGGCCUUUUUCUCCCCUGCUAGUUGCAACAGCACUAAAUGUACUUGUGGGAGAGUUUAAAUGAUUCAAUGCCAACCAUCUUAAUGUUUUGCUAAGAAAUAACAGAGGAAAACUAGUUUCUUAGAAAAAUAUAUAUUUAAAAAAAAAUAGGUGUAAUUGCUACCAUGAAUCUAAAUGAGGAUAUCACUACAAAAGAAAAGCAAAAGGUAUGGUAAACAAUCUGAGUGACUACAUGAAGGGCAGUAUUAAUUAGCUCACCAGCAUACUAAGAAUCAUAAUGGAAGAAUGAGUUUAUUUUGAAGGCAAACCAGAACAGAAGUUCAGCUCCAUUUUCAGAUGUAUAAUACAAGAGACUUUUGAAAGGGAGUCUGUGGUGUAUGUCCUGACCCUGGCCGGUCUACUUGGCAUUGUCUUUGUGUGAUUAUACGCAGAUUUGAGAGAGCUGUUCCUAAAAUAAAAUUAAUCUCUCUAAAUACAAGCAGGAUAGCCAGAACUUGAGAUGCGGCAUGCUGCCUUUUGUACGUUGAUUUUACUGAGAGCAGAGUAAGCCCUCAGUGGUUUUGGCUCUGAGUUGGUGAUAUUGAUCCCCCUCAAACACAGUCCGUGGUUCCUUUGGAGGAGCAGGACGACCGUACUAAAAUAUGAGGCAAUGCGGAUUUCCCUGACUUAAUUGAAAAGUCCUUUGUCAAAUUUGCCACUUCUCUCUCCCUCCAAAAUCAGUUUUAUCUUAAAGUAGCUCUGGGGGGAUUUCUGCGAGACCAUAGACCGUGGUAAGUUCCCGUCAUCUGUGAGUCCCCUCAUGGACGUACGUGUACCACUGCAGUGGGAAGGCAAAGGACAGCGUUUAUUUAGGUAGACCCUUAAUAUUUUAUUUAAGAUGCUGUCUGUAAAAUCCUACCUGUCUUACACCUAGCCCCAUACCUGAAUGCUGGUGCAACAUAAAUCCACUUGAGACAAGGUAUGCUCUGAAAAGGGAGUGUAGCUUCUUUCCUGUUGCUCUUGCUAAAUCACAGCUGAUGCAAUGAAUGUAUUUAAUCUGCCUUUUCUCAGGCAGGUGCUGGGGCAGUCCACUGCCAUCAGGUGUGAGUGGUUAGGCUGCAGCGCCUGGGCACAAAUGGACUCUCAAAACUGCAAAAUCCAGGUGGUGAGCUAAUUAUUGCUGUCCUCAACUGAGUGGGUCAAUCAGAGCCACAGAGAUGCCCUUAUUUUACAGCUGUUUUACUGUGAAUUAGGACAGACUGGAGUGAUACAAAAAGGGAAGUUUGUAUAAGCAGAUUGCACAGCAGUAACUUGCAUCAGGAGGCUGUUUGUAAUAGACCCAGUAAACUCCAUGUAAGAGCAUACUCUUUUUUUUUUUUCCCAACACAGUAUUUUUUCCAAUGGAUUACAGUCAGUAGUGAGUGUUCACACGCUGCCUGAAGAAAUUAAUAAUGCGCAAUAAUGUUUCAGAUAAUUCUUUGGUUUAUCUGGUCCUGUGCAUUUUCAGUUAAUUCCUUUAUAGUUCUCACUAUUGCAAAACAUCUGUUUGCAAGCACUGAUUAUUGUUGAUUUGAUAGGUUGAGUAAAUGGUAUUAGGUCUUAGGCAUCUUUCCUGUCUGCACUGGAACAUGUGAAGAGAGCAUGGUGUCAUCUCUUGCUCCGGCUGAGCUGCUGUAGGUAAAAGUACCAAAGUACCCUCCCAGCAUGAACUUGAAUGCUACUUCAUGACAGAAUAAGAAGUUUUUCUGUUAAGGAAAAAACACUAUGUGGGGAAUUCUGUGCUAAAAAUACCAUGCUGGUGAAGGCUGGAGCUUGGCAGGUGAGCUUGUAAAACAUGGAUCCCUGUGGGUUCCAGCUGGGACAUUCCCUCUGGCAUUGGCUGGGGCUACAGAUGGGGCGAGCGUUGUGCUGCUGCAGCCAAGGGUCUCCUCUUCUGAAGAGUUCAACCUGCAUUUGCUAAAAAUGCCAUGCAGUUGAUCACAAAAUGGUUAAUUGCUGUGAUUUUUAUAUAUGUGUUAGGAGAAAUAAUAUGGAAGAAUGUAUAAAGUGACAACAGGAUGAAAAAAAUAAAUGGAAAGCUGUUGCACACACAAGUGAGAACACAGUGGUUCAAGUUUGUUGUGAAUAAAGAUGUUUCUCUGUCAGGGUUGCACACAACAUUUCUAGGUUUCUCUGUUUAAUUGUUCAUAAGCAAGUUUCAUGGGAAACGGUGCAAGUCCCGAUGGUUUAGCGUCACUGCUCUUACCACAUUACACUGUAAGAAGAUCUGCUCCUCCAAAAUGAGCAGCGCUUCUAUUUUAGUGCCCUUUGUGUGUACCUUCCUUACAAAUUCUCUUAUAUUGUAUAUAUGGUUCUGUUACCACAUAUUUCAACAAUGAUGACUCUUGCAGGAGGGAUGUUUUUUUUCAGUUGCUCUCAUCAGAUUUUGAAAAGAAAGAUUGCAAUUAACCUCGCUCCCCUGAAAAUUAAGAGCUUCCUUCUCCCCGUUCUACCCUAAGCCUCAAAACAGGAUGCAUCUUGCUGCAUUGAAAUGACUGCUGCGGUACUGCUCAUGACCCAUCUUUUUGUAAACGAUGUAAUUGUUUUGGGUGUUCUGCCAUCAAGUGCUGUUAACUUCAUCAACUUUGUUUGUAUAAGUGAAUGCAGAUACACCGAUCACUGUGUGUGACAGAUUCAGCUGCUCCACUUUGCCUUGACAUACAGUGUUGGAACCAAAGGUACUUAGAACGGGGAGCGGGCGUGUUCUGAGACAGCAGGCUGGAGGCUGCGUGCUGGUCUGAUACAAUCACACAACAUCAUGAUGCAUCCGGGUACUGUAUCGUUUGGAAAUAAUGGAGCCAUAUGAAAUAAAGGGUUAUUUUGCAAAAUUGCAUACUUGAUAACUUUUACACUUUUUUUUUUUUAAAGAACAGUUGGAAGAGCGAAACUGAAACUAUUCUCUGAUUUUAGAAGUCUGCAUACAUUAUGAACACUUCUGAGCAAUUUCACUUUUUCUGUGCAAAAGCUGUGGACUCCCUACCUGGGAUGCAGAAGGAUUUAAAAGAAUUCUGUGUAUUCUGAAGUUAAAUCGUUGAUUUAAGCAUUGGAUACUGAAGUUUAAUUAUACACUGAACAACUGUUCUCUUACAGGGAGUUAGUUCUUCUAAAGUUUCUCUACAGUGGUGUUCAUUUUCUAUGAUAAAAGUUUGUUUUCUCGAUAGCAUUUAUUUUAGCCUCCAACUUUCUCCUCCCCCUGUGUAAGCUGCACUGUGCUCUGUAUGGUGAAUGGAUGCAGUUACUCUGUGAUUGUGCAGAGGGCUGUUGUGGUUGGAUUCAUUGUACCGAAAUUAUUUCAUUGGAUUUUUUUAUCAGGUAUUUCCAGCAGCCAGGAUGUCUUUCAGAACUGCAGGCAGAUACCAGAAGAAGCAUUUCUCUAUAGAGACUAUUAGGUGUCUUUUUCCCAUUUUUUUGUGUGGCAAAAUAAAGUUGAUUUUUUUUUUCCAAGGUUA